UCUUCCUUUUACUUUUUUCUGAUAUUUCUAUCGGCUACGAUCUCAUGCGUUAGCGAGUGCCGCCCCGCCCGCGCUAUCCACUCGUCUCUCCGUCCCCAUGGCCACUUAUCUCAACGCACCGCCGGCAGCCACCACGACGACUGCAAGCUGCCGCCAUGCCUUCUCCGGUGGCAGCCUCCGUCUACUCCGGCCGAGCCGACCGACGCUGCACGUGACGUGCCAAGCCGCCGCCUCCUCCCAGCAGCCGUCGUCCCCGUCCAGGAGGUCAGCCUGCCUCCUCGGCAUCGCGUGCGCCGUCCUGCUCCGCCCACGUGCCGCCUCCGCCGCCGAAACCGACGACGAGCCGGCCAACAACGGCUGGUGGCUGACCGAGUUCCCCUUGCCCGUGCCCAAGAUCGUCAACAAGGAGAUCAACAACGCGGAGACGGGCACGCGCUCCUUCCUCAAGAACGGCAUCUACAUGGCGGACAUCGGGCCCAGCUUCGCGGCGCACGCGUACCGGCUGCGCAGCACGGCCUUCGACCUGCUGGCGCUGGAGGACCUGCUGGGCAAGGACGCCUCCAACUACGUCAACAAGUACCUCCGCCUCAAGUCCACCUUCAUGUACUACGACUUCGACAAGCUCAUCUCCGCCGCCGAAGACAAGCCGCCCUUCGUCGACCUCGCCAACCGCCUCUUCGACAGCUUCGAGACGCUCCAGGAGGCCGUCACAGCCAAGGACGACGCCAGGAUCGGCGACCGCUACGCCGAGACAAAGCUCAUCCUCCAGGAGCUCAUGGCCAAGAUGGCCUAGCAGAACCACAAUUUUUCAUUCAUAUAUCAUGAUGUGUAAAUGAAUACUUGAAACUCACAAGGGGUAUUGCAGAAUUCCCAGAGCAGGGAAAUACAAUUAUCAUGUCAG
This is a messenger RNA of Zea mays, 901 nucleotides long. Its product is annotated as oxygen evolving enhancer protein 3 containing protein. Gene Ontology annotation, biological process: photosynthetic electron transport chain; photosynthesis. The coding region runs from base 98 to 793 and encodes 231 amino acids. NCBI's taxonomy places the organism in Eukaryota, Viridiplantae, Streptophyta, Magnoliopsida, Poales, Poaceae. The transcript has 2 exons. Gene Ontology annotation, cellular component: chloroplast; photosystem II oxygen evolving complex; photosystem II. The record is from RefSeq and is marked validated. Gene Ontology annotation, molecular function: calcium ion binding.